CAAUAAUUCAUCAAAGAGAGGAAUAAGGAAGAAUUCCAAGACUCAUACCCAACACAAGUUGAAAGACAAUGAUUACAAUUCGAAGGAUAGGCUAGUGUGGUCCUACCCUCUCCCACCCCCCACCAUUUUAUCCAUAAAUCCCGCGGUUUCUGUGGAGUUGUAUCUUUAUCUUUGUUUUCCUCCCCGUGGUCUUUUUAUUUCCCCGUGAAAACAGUUUUUCGAAGGGUGUGGACUCGGUGGUAACCGCCCCAAACUCCAACCCUCGGACCAAUCCCCAGAUUCGCGCAAUCUCCGAGCAACCCUCGGUUAUCAUGAGGGGUUGUGUGAGGUGACUCCGUGGCGCAGAUUCACUCAGUCAGUCUUCAUCCCUCGGCACCGGUACAAGUCACCACCGGAAGGGUGCAAGUGUCAUUGAAACUAGUUGAAGAUUUGUUUUUAAUUUUCGUGAGGCAUUCGAUAAAAUCUUGAAUGGAGAAUAUCAAUUCGAAUGAAUAAGUAGAGAGGAUUGAAUUUUUUUUCGAGUGUGAGUUUACAUUAUUGGACAUGGCUGGGCCUUAUCUGUCGCCCCUUGGGCCUCAGGCCGAUCUUCUCACCGAGUAUAUGUUCGGCCGACGGCGUCAGGUCAGUAGACGCAAUCGAACGACCUUCACACCCCAGCAACUCCAGGAGCUCGAGUCACUCUUCCAGAAGACCCACUACCCGGAUGUAUUCCUACGCGAAGAAGUAGCCCUCCGAAUCUCCUUAUCAGAGGCUCGAGUUCAGGUGUGGUUCCAGAAUCGACGGGCAAAGUGGCGUAAGCAGGCGCGUCUCCAGUUGCUCCAGGACGCCUGGAGGAUGCGUUGCCUCGGGCUCGGUAGUGCCGCACCACUUCUGCUCAGGCCUCCCCCUGGUACUGGGAUAGAACGCUCAGACUCUUCGCCACCACCCCCGCCCUCAGCGGGACUUUCACCAACGCAAAUGUCAGGUGCUCCUGAUAAACUUCCAGAUCAUCCGAGUCAUCCUGUCUGCAGAGAUUAUCGAAUUUUACCUCCACAAGGAUAUUCAAUGACUUGUGAAAAAUCGCCAGAACAUGGCAAAUGCAGUUGUGGCUCGCCGCCACGAAGUACAUCAACACCAUCAAGUGUAGAAGUGGAUUUAGCGCCUCGUGAUAGACCCCAAGAAGCAGAAAUGGACCUGACUAUCAAGACUCCACUUCCCACACGUCACCCGCAAAUUCCCCCGCUCUUCCACCACAUUCCGAGUGAAUCCCGACAUGACCUGAGCCCUGUACCGCGGUCCAUGGACGAGCCAUUAGAUGUUACUCUAAACGGCAACAGAAAUAAUAACUAGAGAACGUGAAAUCACCUCUUUAUGUUCGACGCCUAGAGUAUUUCCAGUGAUUGCUACUCUCAUGUCUGACUACUCUCCGAAUAAUUUUCCUUGAAUUCAACGCUCAUGUAAAUAAAUCGCUAUCAGCAUACCUUUGAAACCAUUCGUAAAUGCAAGCGACUGGCUAGUUGAUAACUGUAAUGGACGCGUAGUUUAUUUUAGCGAUGGGAGACUGGAAGAAAUUCAGCAAUAAUGAUGUGCCAUUACUUUUUUUAAGAAUCCAUUGAUGAUGCGUGGAGAGGCGGAUCUUAUUAAAAUUAGCUCUAAGCUUUAACAAUCGUGUAAUGUAUUGGCUUCUCAGUGUUUGUGGAAUCAAAAACAAUUAACAAGCCAUUUCCCUAAAAUUUUAAAUUCUAAUUUUACCGGUCAAUUUCACCGUUGGAAAUUCAUAAUUUGAGGGAAAAAUAAAUUUGAUCAGACGUGGAUGAAAUGCCCGUUUUUGCGGAUUCAUCAAUAUACUGUUAACACAUUAUGGCAUCAGCACUUGCGAUUCGUGUUAUUUACUGCACGGAGUCAUGUAAAUUUUUUUACUGCUUUAAUGAAGCAAAAAGGAAUCAUAAUUAUUGAGAAGUCGAUACGGUUCAGAAUUAGCAAAAUUAAGCCACAAUGUAGGAUAUGUUUGUCUCCGUGCAUCACAAUUCGCGUAACAAUGCUACGAUUCCAAAACAUUCGAGUACUAUUGUAAAACGAGAGACCACAAACAACGGACUAUACCUUCAAUUUUAAUUUCGCUGUUUUUCUCCGUACCAAUGUUUUAUGUAAGUUCGACAAUCGGGUUAAGUGGAUAAUUUGGAGUUAUUAUAAAAUAAUAAUGACCAUGAAUAAAAGAAGUUAUUCAUCAAUUUGAUC
Molecule: messenger RNA, 2217 nt
Organism: Diachasmimorpha longicaudata
Lineage: Eukaryota; Metazoa; Arthropoda; Insecta; Hymenoptera; Braconidae
Product: paired box protein Pax-6-like
Exons: 4
Coding region: 544-1329 (261 amino acids)
Biological process (GO): regulation of transcription by RNA polymerase II
Molecular function (GO): DNA-binding transcription factor activity, RNA polymerase II-specific; RNA polymerase II transcription regulatory region sequence-specific DNA binding
Source: RefSeq, a predicted model, not a curated record